AUGCACGUGCCAGAAUUUCAUCAGAUUGUCUCAUUGACAACCACCAAUAAUUCCAACGAAACAUUAGCAAUCAUUAUACAUAAUGAGAUUACCGAUGAACUGAAACGAUCAGUUUUCUAUACAAUUUUAAUUGCUGUUUGUUUAUCGAUAAUUAUUCUUUUGACUAUUCUCGGCAAUAUACUAGUUUUAAUUGCGUUGUGUAUCAAUUUUGCGCUUCGUUCACCAACGCAUUUAUUAAUGGGUAAUUUGGCAUGUGCUGACUUGCUCCUAGGUAUCACUGUUCUACCAUUUUCUGGAACUCUGGAAAUCCUCCAUGGUCAAUGGCUAUUCGGUCGAACAUUUUGCCAUAUAUGGUUAGCUAUUGAUGUUCUCUAUUGUACAGCCAGUAUCUACGGUUUAAUGUUCAUAUCUAUCGAACGUUAUAUCGGCGUGACGCGUCCAUUACGUUAUCCCAUUAUUGUUACUCAUCGUCGAACUGUAUUUAUCAUAUUAUUAGCAUGGACUGUUGCUGCCUUGAUAUCCAUAGCUCCUUUCUUCGGCUGGUCUAACAAAGUCAAAUCAAUAGACCGUGUUUGUGAAGUUAACGACGAUUUAUCCUAUGUUGUAUUUUCAUGUUCAUUCUCAUUUUAUAUUCCAUUAAUUGUUAUACUUUGCGUCUAUGGACGAAUCUACGGCGAAGCCAAUCGCCAAUAUCAAUUUUUAACUGGUGGACAGAAGAAAGUGCAUUUAAGUCAAACAGGUGGCGAAGAAGCUGUGACAUUGAGAAUACAUUUACCGAAACAGAUGUCGUUAACAACUUCGAAUGGUCAUCUCGCGCAUACGACUGCAAACGGAACUCAGAUCACUACGACUGGCUCGAAUAAGAUCUCAAGACUGAAACGUGAAAGAAAAGCCGCGAAAACUUUAGGAAUCGUUGUUGGAAUGUUUAUUCUUUGUUGGUUGCCGUUUUUUCUCUUAUUACCAAUUAAAGCAUUAACAUCGAUCGAUCCGGGUGUAGUGUUUUCCAUUUGUUUCUGGUUAGGCUAUUGUAAUUCCUGCUUCAAUCCAUUUAUUUAUGCAUUCUCAAGUCGAGAAUUUCGGAAAGCGUUCAAGUCAAUUUUAAGAUGUCAACGUCUUAAACAGUACAAACCAUCGCCGAACGUGCUUCGUAAAUCGUCGCCAAUAACUGGUUGGAAACGCUCGAAGGGUGGCGGUGAGCUCGAUGCUUCUCAUCCCGCACUAUACAAAUCGGAUUCGUCGACCAGUCGCCAAACUAUAAACGACAGUAAUCAUCGACAUGGUGUUUCAACAAAGAACACUCAAAAAACGAUUUAUAGUACGCAUCGAUCAUCUGUUAGUGAUUCAGUGGCACACACAAACAAUCGAAAAUCAUCAACACCCUCACUGGAUAAUACAAGUCCAUGGCAUCUUCGAAAGCCAAUUCUUGUCAGAUAG
Molecule: messenger RNA, 1434 nt
Organism: Adineta ricciae
Lineage: Eukaryota; Metazoa; Rotifera; Eurotatoria; Adinetida; Adinetidae
Source: the annotation of a GenBank genome assembly